UCAACAAAACAGGAAAGUAGACUCGUUUUAUUUAAAGUUAUUUUUUAAAAGUUAAUAAUAUGAAGUUAACUUUACGACGUUACUCCUUAUUGUUAUUGCUGCAAUUUACAUUUCUGUUAGCUGAUUUGUUUUUCAAUACUUUUGCKCAUAUUUUUCUGAGGGAUAAACUUCAAUUAUCUAUUGUUUUUUAUGUCACUCAAGACAUUCUCAUCAUUUGUGAAUAUGUGUUCUUCACUUUUGCUGUGCAUUCAACUUGCGUUUAUGAGGUCGGCGGUGCCUCUAUAAUUUUCCGAAGCUGUAAAUUCUUCCUAAUCACUACUCUGACAUAUUUUAUACUUUCGGCCACGCAACAUUUAUGGAUUGUUUACAAUGUUAUGUGGGCGCCAAAUGCCGAUUGGUCUAGCACUUUAACAGCAUUGGCAUUUUUCCAGCGAUUAGUAUCCUUUGUUUAUUAUUACGCCUGUAAACAUACGGCUUUAGUUGUAUCCGAUCCUCGUUAUGAUGAAGAAAAUAUUGAUUGGAUUGCCGAGCAAUUGAGUGUAAAGUAAUUCCCGUUAAGGAGUAUAACUAAAAGAAACAUCAUUCCUUAACUUUACGUUUGAAAAUAUUAA
This is a messenger RNA of Bactrocera latifrons, 611 nucleotides long. Its product is annotated as transmembrane protein 138. NCBI's taxonomy places the organism in Eukaryota, Metazoa, Arthropoda, Insecta, Diptera, Tephritidae. Gene Ontology annotation, cellular component: cilium. The record is from RefSeq and is a predicted model, not a curated record. The transcript is spliced from 4 exons. The coding region runs from base 60 to 548 and encodes 162 amino acids.